AUGCUAAGACAAGCAAGCAAAUUUCUGUGCCCACUCCACAGAGGUACUUACUCGCCGCAAAUCCGCAGAAUAGCGGCUGCCGCCAAACCGGCCCCAGUCGCCAUUGUAGGCGGCGGGCCCUGCGGACUGACAUUUGCACGUCUACUCGAACGUGCCGGGGUCGAUUAUGUCGUAUUUGAGCGCGAUGCAAGCUUCACUGCGGCCCAGAAAUUCCAAGGCGGCACUCUAGAUCUGGGCCCAGAAGGAGGGCAGGCGGCGCUCAAGAGCGCUGGCCUUUUCACCGAGUUUCAGAAGUAUGCCCGGUAUGAAGGGAGUUGCCUUACCAUCCAAGAUUUCAAGGGCAAUCACUACGAGAGGAUGGGAGGAGAUGACAGAGACCGGCCCGAGAUCGAUAGAUUCCAGUUGCGACAGAUGCUGCUGCAGUCAAUCCCGGAGCAGCGGGUGAAGUGGAAUAUGAAGCUUCUAGGAGCUGAAAUUCAGAAGAGAGAACAGGACUCUGGGUCUACGUCCGCAGCGGAUUGUGUUCUGCGAUUUGAGGAUGGGACAAGUGAGCGAGGGUUCCGCCUUGUCGUGGGCUCUGAUGGAGCUUGGAGUAAACUUCGCCAGGUAAUUACCCCUAUGGAGCCCACAUAUACCGGCAGGCUGUUUAUCGAAGGCGCUAUCUCGCCGGGCAAUCCGCAAUACAACGCAGCAGUCGCACUCGCUGGCCCCGGUAACUCCCUAGCCACUGGCAAUCACCAGGCUCUGUGUGUGCAGCAGAUGAGUGAUCGCUCAUAUCGCGUAUAUAUGGCAGUGGAGGGGCCAGAAAGUAUGACACGCCCCGGGGGCCAACUGGACCUGAGUAACCAAGAAGAGACUUGCGGUCGAAUAAAUGAGCUGUACUCCCCCUGGGCACCGCACCUGCGAGACAUUGUGGCUGCUGUAGAAGGCCCUUACCGGGCUUGGCCUUUGUUCCAGCUUGACGAGAGGCUUUUCGCUCGUGCAGAGGAGAAUAAGAACGACCUGCCACAUGAAGAACGUUGGAAGCGCGUGCCAGGUGUCACUCUACUUGGAGAUGCAGCGCACGUGGGGGUUCCAAACGGUGAGGGCGUUAAUCAUGCCAUGACCGAUGCACGUAAGCUUUUCGAGUGCCUUGAAGCCGAGUUGAAAGAAGCAGGGGAAGGGUUUGACCAGAAGGCCGAUGCAGUUCGAAUUGAGCGCGCUAUAUCGGCCUAUGAGGCAGACAUGUUUCCUCGGGCGCACGAGAGUAUCCGGGAUGGGAUCGGAAUGAUGGGAAUGAUGUUUGCGAAGGAUGGUGCCAAGAAGAUGAAGGAAAUACUCGCCCAGACGCCGCAAGAUGCCCAGACAUAG
Penicillium chermesinum is the source of this 1350-nucleotide messenger RNA. RefSeq names its product FAD-dependent oxidoreductase. Lineage: Eukaryota; Fungi; Ascomycota; Eurotiomycetes; Eurotiales; Aspergillaceae. The transcript has 2 exons. Gene Ontology annotation, molecular function: FAD binding. The record is from RefSeq and is a predicted model, not a curated record. The coding region runs from base 1 to 1350 and encodes 449 amino acids.